Dentiscutata erythropus is the source of this 2167-nucleotide messenger RNA. Lineage: Eukaryota; Fungi; Glomeromycota; Glomeromycetes; Diversisporales; Gigasporaceae. The record is from the annotation of a GenBank genome assembly.
GAUUAUUGAUGUAGAUUGGUUAUUCACGUCAAAUGCUGAACUUAUAUUAGCGAUUGCGACAUCGCGAAAAAUAUUGUUUUAUACUCGAGUACGAAAACAUCAUGUUUCUGUCAGAACUAGCUGGAUUCUGUUUUUGGAGAUCAAUAUACAGAGUAACCUACCGUUACCAAUUUCUGCAAUAUUAUGGGGUAGUGGAGGUUCGCUUAUUGUCGCUAACGGAAAUCAACUAAGGUGUUAUAAUAAAUGGUUGAAUCAUGAGUAUAUUAGUAAAGUUACAGGAAUAAAUAAACCAUUCCCUACAUUAUUUCACGUUGUUGAUCAUUUAAAUGGUCCUCUACCUCAUCACCAUCCAACUUUACUAUUGCAACAUAUUUUGUGGGGUAAAAUGGAAUUGGUAAAGCAAAUGCUUGCACGCCUUUGUAAAUACCUUAAACUUUUAAUUGGUGCUAAUAAACCUAUUUCGAGAAUGCUUCCUGUACCAUUUGAUAAGAUACUUGAAGAUGAUGCUUCAACGGCAUCAAAGAAGACUCGUCGAUAUAGCAUUCUUUUUGGCGAGGAUAGUGAUGACGACGACUCACAAGAAUCUGUUCUUGAUUUUACAGAAGAAGCUGCGAAUUUCUUAAGUGAACAAUUAAAAGUAAUUUCCUUACCAGAAUUGACGUCUGUUGAGCAAGCACAGCUACUUGCUUUAGUUAAUACAUUAACUCAGGUGGAAAGUCAAAAAAGGAGUUUAGACGAAAAUGGAGUUCGAUACGUAUUAUUCAUGAGAAGGUAUCAUUAUUUGAAUCGAGCUACUUUCAGAGCUCCUGGAUUAAGUUAUCGUGAUAUGAAUUGGGCACUACAUAGUGAUUCUCAGGAUCUGCUGGUUGAGUAUAGUAUCGCAGCAUCAGGUGGUAAGAUUCUAUGGAAUGACGCAAGAGUCCAUGGGAUUUUUUUAUGGCUUAGAAAUAAUGAAGCUGCGCGACAACAGAUGGAAAUUAUAGCUCGUAAUCAUUAUAUGCAAAAAGAAGAAAGAGAUCCAACAGAUUGUUCACUUUUUUAUAUGGCAUUAAGAAAAAAAAAAUUAUUGCUGGGAUUAUGGAGAACAGCCAAUAACCAUAAAGAGCAGGCUGUGAUGCUAAAAUUUUUGUCAAACAAUUUUGAUGAGCCAAAAUGGAAGACUGCAGCUUUGAAGAAUGCAUAUGUAUUAUUGGGAAAACAAAGAUAUGAAUACGCAGCUGCAUUCUUUCUUCUUGGUGAUAAAUUAAAGGAUGCUGCAAAUGUGUGUUUAAAAUAUUUAGAUGAUUUUCAAUUAGCUAUUGCUAUUUGCAGAGUUUAUGAAGGUGAUGAAGGAUCCACUUUGAAAAGUAUACUUGAAAAUCAUGUUAUUCCUUUAGCUGUGAAGACAGGAGAUCGUUGGUUAGCUAGCAUGGCGUUCUGGAUAUUGAACCAAAGAGAUCGGGCUGUUAAAGCUAUUAUGGUACCUUUAGAAACCUUGUGCGACACUUCUAUGAAACAACAAACUUCUUCGUCGACAAAUUCUAUGAUAUCUACAGAAUCGCCGGACGCCGCACUAAUAGUUCUUUAUAAACAACUUAAAGAAAAAUCUGUUCAAACUCUUCGGGGUGCAUCCGAAAUUUCUUCAGAGACCGAAUAUUGUUUUGUAUUACGCAGCAUCUUUGCAUAUGAUAGAAUGGGAUGUCCUCUGCUGGCUUUACAUCUUGUUAAAACGUGGUUAUUUGCACCAGAAUCAAUGUCAAAAAAUCCUCAUCACAUAUUAAGAUCCCGACGCAGAACAACAAUACUUGAUAUUCCGUUACUAGACAAUGACAUUAGAAUAUCAAGUGGUGUUGUAAAUUUUAAUAAUUGGAGUUGGGAAACUGACGCAGAUGUGGCUUCCUCUCCAGUCUCACCUAGAUCAAGUAGUAAAUUUUUGUUUGAUGACGAUAAUGCGAAUAACUUAUUAUCCGAUGAUCCACAGACAAAUCUUCGCUCUGAUAAUGCGUCCAAUGGUACUGAUAUGUGGGGUUGGAAUGCUUAUAAAAAUAAUUCAAGUAAUUUAAGUGAUAGUUACACUGAAAAAGGUAAUUCGGCAAAUAUUACUUUGUUGGAUGAUGUAGAUUUUAACAACUACAAGGUUGCACUUGUCAGACGAUUAGAACAGGUGUUUGGAAGUUGGCUCUUCUGA